Schizosaccharomyces octosporus yFS286 is the source of this 1253-nucleotide messenger RNA. Its product is annotated as CCR4-Not complex subunit Not2. Lineage: Eukaryota; Fungi; Ascomycota; Schizosaccharomycetes; Schizosaccharomycetales; Schizosaccharomycetaceae. The record is from RefSeq and is a predicted model, not a curated record. Gene Ontology annotation, biological process: regulation of DNA-templated transcription; nuclear-transcribed mRNA poly(A) tail shortening. The transcript is spliced from 4 exons. The coding region runs from base 108 to 1031 and encodes 307 amino acids. Gene Ontology annotation, cellular component: CCR4-NOT core complex; P-body.
UGGUCAAGUUCGUGAAAUGCGCUAUUUACUGUAUCAUCUUGUUAACUCGCAGAACGCACCCACUACACAACCUGAGACCGAGCGAUAAAAACACAUAUUUUUAAAAAAUGAGUCUUUCCAGUAGACUUUCGAGUCUUCAAUUGAAUGGAAAUGAUGAUUUAAAGCCGUCUUAUAACUCGAUGAAUGCAAAUCCGAACGAAAAACCGAACUCUUCAGGAACUAUAGGACCAUCUGCUUCACAAUCGUCUAGUACAAUCGCCGACUUCGGCACAAACGGUUUGUUUUCUUCCUCUAUCCACAGUGCCAACGAUUCCCAUGCGCCUCACCGAAAUGGCAGUACUGUUGAUGUAAAUAGUCAUAAGAACAAACUUUUAGGAGUGAUUACUGGAAAGUCUGGUUCGACUUCACCUUCUUUCUCUGAUGCCACUGAAACAAAAGAUUUGAAACUUUCCGAAAAUACAGAUUCAUCCGGUCCAUUGGACGAGUCCGCGAAAGCAUAUUCUCUCGAAUCCCUUUUACCCAUAAUUCGCAUGGAAGAUACCGAUUUGUGCAUGUUGCAGUUAGGUUGUGAUUUGUCUGCAUUAGGUUUUGACUUGGCACCAGUAGAGGAGGAUCGAUUAAUUUCUACAAAUAUGUCGUCUCCAUGGGCUGAGCUAAAUACUAAGAAACCAAUUUCCGAACCUCCAUUUAAGCUUCCUGAAUGCUACAAGAGUGUUGAUCCUCCUUCUCAACUCUCAAAAAUCAUUCAAUUUUCUGACGAAACCCUGUUUUAUAUUUUUUAUACAAAACCUCAAGACAUUUUACAAGAGGCAGCUGCUCAAGAACUUACAAACCGUAACUGGCGCUUUCACAAAGAAUUCAGAGUGUGGUUAACACCAGUACCUGGCACGAAGCCACUUCAACGCACGCCUCAAUUUGAACGUGGUUACUACAUGAUUUUUGAUCCUGUUCACUGGAAAAGAAUCAGAAAAGACUUCUUGCUUAUGUAUGCUGCUCUGGAAGAUCGUACUCAAAAUGCUAUUCCGACAUGAAGAGGAAAGUGUAAGUCUCGUAUACUUUCCACUUGUACAAAAGGAUUAAUCUGGGUUUGGUAAUCAUUAUGAUGGAUGAUUAGUUUUAAUUUCGCAUCUGAAGUAUUCAUGAAAAAAAUUUUGAUGUCCUAUACAGAGUAAUUAAAAAUUAAUAGUUUCAACGAUACAUCAACAGUUUGACUAUGUAUUCUGUAUUUUUAAAGAUUCUUAGCAGAGACAACG